AUGGCUUUCAAUUCUCAGGAUGCCCAAGCGCUGCGCUCUGCGCCCAUGAAGAUCGCGGUGAUGACCUCUGGAGGGGAUAGCGCGGGUAUGAAUGCGGCGGUUCGGGCAGUAGCCAAGAUGGCCAUCUAUCGUGGAUGCGAAGCUUGGGUGAUAAGGGAAGGUUGGGAAGGUCUAGUGAGGGGCAACGACGAUGCGUCGUCCAAUGCUGUCACUCCUAAUGGAUCGCUAGACACAUCCAAGCGCACAGUGGACGCAUUUAGAGACGCCCAUAAUCCUCAUGCCGCUCGUCAGGAAGCUUCCUCUUCUGCUACCGACAAGUCGACAUCUGGAGGAGCCAAGGAUGCGUCGGCUACGGCCGCUACUGCUGCUGGCAACUCCUUGCCCCCCGAAUCAUCCUCCGUCAAGAGCGGCUUUGUGUCCACCUUUGGCCAGGGUGAGCUGCUCAGGGAAGGAGUGGGAGAAGCGGAAGAAAUCGGUUUGAAAGGACAAUACAUCGUCAGAGUGGGCUGGGAUGACGUGAGGGGAUGGAUGGAUCAGGUGAGUGGGCGCGCGCGAAAAAACAAAGCCAUCGUGUAGCUUGUAGCAAGCAAGCAAGCCAAACUCACACGAUUUGCCAAUAUGCACUCGCAGGGCGGCACGCUGAUCGGUACGGCUCGUUGCGCAGCAUUCAGAGAAAGACCAGGCAGAGAGAGGGCAGCGCGCAAUCUCAUCUCGUGUGGCAUAGACGCGCUGGCUGUAUGCGGUGGAGAUGGCAGCUUGACCGGCGCUGACCGCUUACGGGCGGAGUGGCCUGAAUUGGUAGAGAGCCUCAAAAGCAGAGGUGAGCUCAUCACGACCGUAGCAUGAUCCUUGCAGACUGCUCAUCACCCGGCUUUGCCACUUGACCAGGCGAGAUCAGCGAAGCGCAGGCUCAAAGGUAUGCGCAUCUCAAAAUUGUUGGACUGGUCGGCUCCAUCGACAAUGACAUGGCGACGACCGAUCUCACCAUCGGUGCAUCGACCGCCUUGGCCCGCAUCUGCGAAGCGAUCGACAGUAUCAGCAGUACGGCCGCUUCGCACUCUCGAGCAUUUGUAGUGGAGGUGAUGGGCCGACACUGUGGCUGGCUAGCUCUCAUGGCCGGAAUCGCCUCGGGAGCCGACUACAUUUUAGUUCCGGAACGUCCGCCCAUCGGGGAUUGGCGGGACAACAUGUGCGAAGUGUUGGCUCGACAUAGAGAAGUGGGCAAACGCAAGACCAUCGUCGUCGUCGCAGAGGGCGCUAUUGAUCGAGAGCUGAAUGCCAUCAGACCCGACGACAUCAAGUCUAUCCUCUCCGAUCGCUUGGGUCUGGACACUAGGGUCACCACGCUUGGACAUACGCAGCGAGGAGGCAAGCCUGUUGCUCAAGAUCGUGUGCUGGCCACUCUGCAAGGCGUCGAAGCCGUCGACGCUUUGCUGCAGGCCAAACCCGACACUCCUAGCUACGUCAUCGGUAUACGCGAGAACAAGAUCGAGCGGAUCCCGCUUAUGCACGCCGUCGAGAUGACUCAACGUGUGGCAAAGUGUAUCGGAGAAAAGGACUUUGAUGGCGCAAUGGCUCUCAGAGACCCCGAGUUUGAGGAAGGGCUGCACGCCUUUGAUCUCAUCUCCAAGAUAGACGAGAGCUUCUUGGUACCUCAACAGAGCAGGAUACGCAUGGCGAUCAUCCAGUGAGUCGUUGCAACGCAAAGUCGCGGUCACCUCGAAAGCUUGCUGAAGACUCUCUGCCUCUCCUCGCUUUCUCCUAGUCUCGGUGCGCCUGCGGGAGGGAUGAACGCUGCGACGCGCACUGCAGUGCGAUACUGCUUGGCUCAUGGGCACGAACCUUUUGUCGUGCACAAUGGAUUCCCAGGUCUGCUGGAGGACCACAUCAACCCUUUGAACUGGCUUCGGGUGGAUAAUUGGGCUGUAAGGGGAGGCAGCGAGUUAGGCACCAACAGGGUUCUGCCCGACAUAGACUUUGGAGCGGUGGCGGCAAAGCUGCAGGAACACAAGAUCGAGGGUUUGCUGGUCAUUGGAGGCUUUGAGGCUUUCCAGGCCGUCAAGCAGCUCAAUGAUCAGCGCGGCAACUAUCCCAUCUUCAGGGUGAGUCGUCUUGACGACAGAGACGACGUGCGUCGCUUUGACUGACUAUGCUUGCGCCUUGAUGCAUGCGCACAGAUGCCCAUCGCUGCCAUUCCUGCGACAAUCUCCAACAACGUUCCGAUUUCCGAAUUUUCUUUGGGCUCCGACACUUCCCUCAAUGCCCUUGUAGAUGCGUGCGACACGAUCAAGCAGUCUGCUUCUGCUUCUCGCAACAGGACCUUUGUGGUGGAGACUCAAGGUGGCAGGUGCGGCUACAUUGCCGUCAUGGGCGCCCUGGCUGCCGGUGCUGUGCUCGUCUACACGCCCGAAGUGGGCAUCGGCCUUCAACAGCUGGGUGCUGACGUUGCCUGGCUCAAGAAACGGUUCGAGUUGGACGUGAGGGGCAAGAGCGAGGGAAGGCUCGUGAUCAGGUGAGCCGUAUUGCUCGUCCCUCAUCAGUUCGUCAGCGCCAUUGAACCUUUUGCACCCGGCGAACACAGAAAUGAACGCUCUUCGGACGUGUACACAACAGAAGUCAUCACCAAGAUUCUCAAAGAGGAAGGCAAAGAAUUGUUCGAUGCUCGUUCGGCCUCGCUGGGACACACUCUGCAAGGCGGUGUCCCCUCGCCGCUAGAUCGAGCACGCGCCACUCGUCUGGCCGUCCGCUGCUGCGAGUUCCUGACCAUGAACGCGCUAGCUCUGCGGAAGAGCUCAUCAGCGUGGAACCAGGACACGGCGGUGAUCAUCACCAUUCGAGGAAGCCAGGUGGAGUUCACUAGCUCUGAAGAGAUGGCCAAGCAGGCGGAUAUGAAGAACAGAAGAGGAAAGACGGCUUGGUGGCACGAGCUCAAGAACCUCGCAGAGCUCAUGGGCGGCCGCGCUGGCCUGUCCAUGGCCAACUUGUGA
This is a messenger RNA of Ceraceosorus bombacis, 2987 nucleotides long. Lineage: Eukaryota; Fungi; Basidiomycota; Exobasidiomycetes; Ceraceosorales; Ceraceosoraceae. The record is from the annotation of a GenBank genome assembly.